Messenger RNA from Astyanax mexicanus (Mexican tetra), 4629 nucleotides. It is a transcript of the gene ntn1a, whose product is annotated as netrin 1a. Gene Ontology annotation, molecular function: protein binding. The record is from RefSeq and is a predicted model, not a curated record. Bases 328 to 2109 code for a protein of 593 amino acids. The transcript has 6 exons. Lineage: Eukaryota; Metazoa; Chordata; Actinopteri; Characiformes; Acestrorhamphidae.
UGCGCGCGUGCGUAUGUGUGGAUCUGCCUCCCGUCUCCCCAAACUUCCCUCCAGAAGCCCCCUCAGUCCCGCGCUGCUCUCCUUCAGGUCCGGUGCGCGCGAGGAGACUCCAAAAAGACUCCACACACCCUCUGUCACACACAGUCGCUCGCUUGCUCACUCGCCCGCGCGCACGCUCGCUUUCUCUGUCUCUCUUUCUUUCUCUCUCCCUCAGUUGCGCGCGCGCACACACACACACACAUACAAACACAGACACACACACACAAACCCUCCGCCCCGCGCGCACUCACUCACACACACACACACACACACACCAUUCACACGCCGAUGAGGACCGCGUCGCUCGCGCUCCUGGCCCUGGCUGGGCUGUGUUUGGCUGCGGCUGUGGCUCGCGCUGGCGCGCAGGGCUCUAGCCCUGACCCGUGUUAUGACGAGCACGGGGCCGCGCGCCGCUGCAUCCCGGACUUCGUGAACGCGGCGUUCGGCAAGGAGGUGCGCGCCUCGAGCACGUGCGGUCUGAAGGGUCCCAGCCGCUACUGCGCGCAAGACAAGGGCGAGGAGGGCGCGCGCACCUGCCACACGUGCGACGCCUCGGACCCCAAGCGCGCGCACCCGGGCUCGUACCUGACCGACCUCAACAACCCGCACAACCUGACUUGCUGGCAGUCGGAGACCGGGGUUCAGGCGCUGCAGGGUAACGUCACUCUCACCCUCUCACUGGGCAAGAAAUUCGAGGUGACCUACGUCAGUGUCCAGUUCUGCUCCAAGCGGCCCGACUCCAUGGCCAUCUUCAAGUCCAUGGACUACGGCAAGACCUGGGUCCCGUUCCAGUUCUACUCCACGCAGUGCCGCAAGGUGUUCAACAGACCAAACCGGGCAGCCAUCACCAAGCAGAACGAGCAGGAGGCCGUGUGCACGGAUGCCCACGCAGAUGGGCGCCCGCUGUCUGGUGGCUUGGUGGCCUUCAGCACCCUGGACGGACGCCCCUCGGCCCACGACUUCGACAACUCUCCGGUACUGCAGGACUGGGUCACGGCCACUGAUGUCAGGGUGACCUUCAGCCGCUUAACUGCCCCCGGAGAGCCGGACGAGGAUGAGGACUCCCUUUUCUACGCCGUGUCUGACCUGCAGGUGGGAGGCCGCUGCAAGUGCAACGGGCACGCGUCACGCUGCGUGAAGGAGCGCGACACUGGAGGACUGGUGUGUGACUGCAAGCACAAUACAGCCGGACCUGAGUGUGACCGCUGCAAACCCUUCCAUUACGACAGGCCGUGGCAGCGGGCCACUGCUAGGGAGGCACACGAGUGUGUGGCCUGUAACUGUAACUUGCACGCCCGCCGCUGCCGCUUUAACAUGGAGCUCUACAAGCUGUCAGGGAGGAAGAGCGGAGGAGUCUGCCUCAACUGCCGCCACAACACUGCGGGACGCCACUGCCAUUACUGCAAAGAGGGCUACUAUAGAGAUCUGUCCAAACCCAUUUCCCACAGAAAAGCCUGUAAAGCCUGUGAUUGCCAUCCCGUGGGCGCCGCGGGCAAAACCUGUAACCAAACCACAGGCCAGUGCCCAUGUAAAGACGGUGUGACCGGUAUCACAUGCAACCGCUGUGCUAAGGGCUACCAGCAGAGCCGCUCGCCCAUUGCCCCCUGCAUAAAAAUUCCAGUUGCACCUCCAACGACCACGGCGAGCAGCCCGGAGGAACCAGCAGACUGCGACUCCUACUGCAAGGCAUCCAAAGGAAAGCUGAAGAUCAACAUGAAGAAGUACUGUAAGAAAGAUUAUGCCGUACAGGUGCACAUCCUGAAGUCGGACAAGGCUGGAGAGUGGUGGAAGUUCACGGUCAACAUCAUCUCCGUCUACAAGCAGGGCGAGAGCCGAAUCCGCCGAGGCGACCAGCUGCUGUGGGUGAGGGCUAAAGACGUGGCCUGUAAAUGCCCCAAAAUCAAAACGGGCAAGAAAUACCUUCUGCUGGGUAACGACGAGGAUUCCCCCGGCCAGAGCGGCGUGGUGGCGGAUAAGGGCAGUCUGGUCAUUCAGUGGAGAGACACAUGGGCCCGAAGAUUGCGAAAGUUUCAGCAGCGCGAGAAGAAAGGCAAAUGCAAGAAGGCAUAGGGAGGAGUGUCGGGGUCAAAGAGAUUACCAUCCAGAACUGGACACAGAAACAGAGGAGCCACGGGGAAGAAGAGAGGGAGUGGGGGAUGAUGAACGAGGGAUGAGGGACUGAGCGCUGCUGCUUUGGGCCGAGGGUUAAAGAGAAAGAGCGUUUCUGUGAACGGGAGCUGUUGUGAAGGUGCUCAGCCUGCAGGUUUUAUUUGUUAGUCAGUGCAGUACAUCUCCAUUUUGAUAAAAAAAAGAAUAAAUAACGAUAAGAAACACAAUUUAUAGACUAUCAAACAAGACCUGAGGAGAGCUCUCAGAAAUACAGAUUUUUUUAAAAUGUAUUACAACAUACAUAUCAUUCUUUAGGAUUUAUAAAAAGCUCAAAAUUGAUCAGACAGGAAUUCUGUUCCAGUCUUUCAGUGUUAGAUAAUGUUCCACAUCCAAAAAGUGUUUUUGUUCAUUAUCCACAUUUUAAAAGGUAUAAUCUAAAAAAAAAAAAAAAAAAAAAAAAAAAACAGAUUAAAAAAUAUGCAUAAUCUGCCAAAAGACUGAAUGUUCUGUAGCGGCAGCUGUGCUAAACAGUAUUCCACAUCCCACCAUCACCCAAUAUUCCUUUUAAAUGUGGAAAACAGUGUAAAAAUGUACAGUAUAAAAUGCAUGUUCAUUAUCUUGUUUAUUAACUGGUGAUUCCAUACGAUCUGAGAAACUGGUGCUGCUGUAUAAAACAAAACACAAUCUAGCUAUUUGAAUGUCUUUUGUUGGAUGGUCAGAAAAAAAAAGAAUGAACGAUAUCUGAGGUUUAGCUCAAAUGACGUUUACAAGAAUAACAUUGUAAAAUGUUGUAUUUUAUUUAGUUUAAAUUUCAUUUAAUGCUAAAAACAUCAUUUCCAUUGAAUAUUGGAAUCUUUUUAUUUGACGACACCCACAGAGUGCUCAGUUUUAAAACCAGGUCAUCCCACACAAUGCCUGUUUGGUGCUGUGGAGGUUUUAUAUGGUGGGAUUUCCAUAAUUAAGAGAUGUUUAGGCAAUAAGUUCCCUGUAGUCGAGCAUGAAAUGAGCAAUAUUUUGAAAUUAGUUAGCGUAUCAUUAUUGGGCUAAUUGAUUGUUUAAUAAAAAGGUAAUAAUGUAACUAUUGAGGCCAAUUUAUUCAACCAGCUGAUCAAAUAUUGUAAUUAUUUUUUUUUAUUUGCCCAGCAAGUAUUACAGAACAAUACAUUAUUUUUAUGAAUUUUAGUUUUUCAAAUAUAUAAAGUAACAAAACCAUCCCAAAUUGCCAUUAUUAUAUUUUUGAAUUAUACCAUUUUAAUUUAAUAAUCCUUUUUUAUAUUCAUAAAAACAAGACUGAAAUAAAUGAUUUUUCAGCUCCUCUUUUUAUAUUGUUUUACCCAAUAAAAAUAGACAAAUCAGAAAAGUCAACACACAACAGCCUUUUAAAUCUUGAAUGUAAUAACAAAUAGAAAAAUGGCAGUUCCAGCAGUGUGUGCCUGUUUAGAGUAGGUUUUCGUCUUAAUUACAUGUAUUUAGAACAUCUGAUCAUCUUUAACCCGAGUUUAAUCCACCAGUGAGGAUAUAUUUGGGGUGAGAAGUGCCGACCCAGUUCAUGUUUAGAGCUCAAAAUCAAACAUUUUCUGGGAAAAACGAGAGAAAAAAGCUCAAUUGCCUUGUUUUAUCCUUAGCUAAUCCUCCACAAAGCCCGCGCAGCAUCAGCACUGGAGCUUCUACAGAGCUUCAUUCCAGCAGAUCCUAUUUCACACACUGGGCGUCUGUGUGUGUAUGUGUGGUUUGUGUGUGUGAGAAGGUGCUGUGUUUAUUCUGAACGACGGAGAAUGCAUGAAUGAUCACUGCAGUUUUUGCUCUGUGUUCAUUCUUUCUAAAUGUACAUAGCGGCCGUUCAGCUCCAGCGUAUUAUAUUGUGCUGUUUGACCUUCAUAUAUUUAUACAUACGCUGCAUUUACACCCUACCUUUUACAUAAUACUCCUCAUCCCAGACACCUGUAAAUGUACUCAUUUAUUCUGGCACUCCGUUUAUAAAUCAGUCCACUCUUUAUUUCUAUAUUCAUUACUCAUAUGAUGUAAAUUUAAUUUCUUUUUUAAAGCGACAUCAAACAAAACACUGCUUUUUUUUGUUCAUACUAUGAAUUGUAAAUUUAAUAAGUCUGCAAUAUUGUUUUACGAUGUGUACUAAUAUAUUACGGUUAUUAUAUAUGGAAAUAUUUAAUGACACAGGACAUUGUGGGUUUUGUCUUUGUUUUUUGUUGUUUUUUUUUUUUUGUUUUACAGUCUGUGGUCGUUUAGAUUGUUGUGAUUAAACCAGAGAGGAAAAGUAACUACUGAACGCCAAUCUGGUCAGAUCUAAAUUAAGCAUUCAGCUGAAAUUAAAGCUUCUAUUUCACUACUGUUAGCAUCAUUCACUAUCAGAUCACUAUUAUGUGCUUCAAUCAUCACUGGUUUACACUUUUAUUUGAUUUGGUUGGAUUAAACACACUCUCAGUAUGAGGGGAUUUAAUAAAAACUCCCAACUGUGAAUAAGAA